UAAUUGCGUUGUAAAACAAGUGGAAGGUCUAGUCCAAGUUUUCUGGUGUACAGUCCCAAAAGAGGGGAGAGAGGAGAUGGCUCGGAGUAUUACAUACAUAACAGGUUCUCAGCUUCUCUCUCUAAAACGUCGCCCAAAUAUCGCUGUUGUAGAUGUCAGGGAUGAUGAGAGGAGUUACGACGGGCACAUAGCUGGUUCACUGCACUAUGCGAGCGAUACAUUUUCUGAGAAAAUUCCCAAUCUAAUUCAAGCCGCCAGUGGGAAAGACACCCUUGUAUUUCAUUGCGCCCUAAGUCAGGUUCGCGGCCCAAAGUGUGCACGAAAGUUGGCAGAUUAUCUCACGGAACUGAAAGAAGAUGGGGGAAUAAAGAACAUCAUGGUUUUGGAGCGUGGUUAUAAUGGCUGGGAAGCCUCUGGAAGGCCUGUUUGUCGCUGCACUGAGAUCCCUUGCAAGGGUGAAAGCACUUAGAACCAAUUCAAACACAUUUACCAUGUUGGUCCAUUUAUACACAUUCCCUACCGAGUGCAUGUCUGAACAAUGGUACUUACUUCACACUAUAGAAUAUGGAAUUUGUCACCGGUGAUAAUAACUGAUUAUAUGGCUUGAUUAAAACAUGACUAAAGGGAGCCCACGGUGGGAUGUUUUGUAAUUGUUUGUUUGACUUGUGAUCAUAUGUUUUUGUUGAGUAUUGCGAGUGUUUAUUUCCGAUUUAUCUACUUUGUGAGAAGGGGUCCUUUAUUGGAUUCUACUGAAAGAUGAUUGAUAUGGAUCACUACCCAGAAAUCUGGGCUCUGAUUUUUUUGCUGUA
Messenger RNA from Cornus florida, 809 nucleotides. Its product is annotated as dual specificity phosphatase Cdc25. Gene Ontology annotation, molecular function: protein tyrosine phosphatase activity. Gene Ontology annotation, cellular component: nucleus; cytoplasm. Bases 77 to 469 code for a protein of 130 amino acids. The transcript is spliced from 3 exons. The record is from RefSeq and is a predicted model, not a curated record. NCBI's taxonomy places the organism in Eukaryota, Viridiplantae, Streptophyta, Magnoliopsida, Cornales, Cornaceae.